AAGCCGUGAGGGGCCUGAGGGGAGACCGGGCCACCAUGUCGGGCCCUGAGGCGGCGGCGGCCAGGACGGGCCCGGAAGGGGUCGGGAAGGGCCCGCGAGCGGAGCCCUUGGGGCACCUGGAGCUGCUGGAGCACUGCGGGCGCUGCCGGGAGCGCCUCACCCCCCAGCGGGACCCGCGGCUCCUGCCCUGCCUGCACUCGGUGUGCGGGACCUGCCUCGGCGGAGAUGGAGCGGUGUUCGAGUGCCCCGUGUGCCACUACCAGUGUCCCCUGGGGGACAUCCUGGACAACUUCUUCCUGCAGGACAGUGGGGCUGGAGCCACCGCAGGGCCUGAGCCCCGCCAGAGCUGCAGCAGCUGCGAAGACAACGCGGCGGCCACGAGGUUCUGCGAUGACUGCGCCGAGCCCCUGUGUGACACCUGCGUGCAGGCCCAUCUCAGGGUCAGGUACACCCGGGGCCACUCCGUCAGGGACAUCGGCUCU
Corapipo altera (White-ruffed manakin) is the source of this 482-nucleotide messenger RNA. RefSeq names its product transcription intermediary factor 1-beta-like. The annotation marks the transcript as partial. Gene Ontology annotation, biological process: negative regulation of DNA-templated transcription; protein sumoylation; positive regulation of DNA-templated transcription. Gene Ontology annotation, cellular component: chromatin; nucleoplasm; RNA polymerase II transcription regulator complex. Lineage: Eukaryota; Metazoa; Chordata; Aves; Passeriformes; Pipridae. Gene Ontology annotation, molecular function: zinc ion binding; ubiquitin-protein transferase activity. The record is from RefSeq and is a predicted model, not a curated record. The transcript is spliced from 4 exons.